Messenger RNA from Ophidiomyces ophidiicola, 1773 nucleotides. RefSeq lists its product as uncharacterized. The coding region runs from base 1 to 1773 and encodes 590 amino acids. Lineage: Eukaryota; Fungi; Ascomycota; Eurotiomycetes; Onygenales; Onygenaceae. The record is from RefSeq and is a predicted model, not a curated record. The transcript has a single exon.
AUGGUUGACAAAAUUUCCUUUAAUGGGCCCUCUCAAUACCCAGCGGCGCGACAUGCUGCAAACAAUUCAGCUACCCCGCGUGACUAUUCCAACCGAGAAAGCCAGCCACGUGCUCCAGGAGAAGUACCAGCACUCGCGGCAUCACUUCUUGUUCGGUGUCAAACACUCCUUCUCGAGCUGGAUGCCUUUCAGGUCUACCUUGCAGGCCUAGGUAAACCACAUCUUGUGGAACUCCGUCAAUUCAAGUCCGUUGUCCAGUCAGAACUUAAAUUACUCGAGAAACUGAAUGACCUGGCGGGUAAGGCCGUGGAGGAGGAUGAAAAAGCGAGACGAGCAGUAGAGGACAAGGCACAGAAUGAAGAAGAUAGCGAGGAUGAAAAUGGGGGGCUAGGAACUGCAGAAAAAAGCGUUCUGCAUUCGCUACGUUCAUCCAAUUUUCCGUUUUACUGUACAGUUUGGACAGUUGCGAAGAUGACUUGCACAGGUCUGGUUGGGUUUAGUAAGAAAUUCUAUUGGAGGGGUGCUAAAAGAAACACAGUGGGAAGUUAUAGAGAGGAUAUUGAAAGUGCAUUUAGGAACAGUAGUCUAUUGAACGGUGGAGCCGAAGACGACGAAAUGCCUCUCUCCAAGACAACGGCACCAGCACUUUUGAAGAGAAACGUGCUUGUGGAUAUCGUCGCCGAUCAUGGAGAAGAAUGGGUGAAAGUGUCUACAAUCACACCUUCACGUCUCUUGUUUGAACUGGCAAAGCAAGGGUGGGAUGUAGACUCGGACUCAGACGACGACCCAGUGGAAGAUGGACUAGCAGGCAAUGAUAGCGAUGGUGACGAUAUGAUCGAGCUUGUCAAAUUAGCAGCGGACAUGACGAAGGCGGCCAAGGAAACCCGAGUUAGAUACAAACACCCUCGAAUACGAUUUGUUCUCACUAAGAUUACCGAAGGCGAAGUACCUCCAGUUGACAGGAUCAUCCGUGAGAUUCGAAAAUUAGGGGUGACGGUGGAAUGCCGUAACAUUGCGGAAGAUGUGCCAGGUGAAGGGUCUUUGAUACAUGACACGGGGUCCCUGGAGGCUUUGUUUACAUCACUACUCCCCAGUCCAUACCCUCACCGAACCCCGACAUUAAACGUCGACUGUACGCUGCUUCUCGCUCUAGUGUCAGAUGUGUCGCAUAUCAGGAACUUAACGCAUGCACCAUAUCACCACCGUGCGGUGACCCGGCAAAUCCAACUCGAGGCACAAAAUCCUUUGAUACCUUCGGAGCUAUGGCCGGCAAUGGGCGAUAAGGAACUGGUUUGCACAGAGGAAGCUGCCCACAGAAUGCGAGAAAUAGUCGCAACAAUAGGCACCCAGACAGAAAAAUUAAGGACUCAGCUGCUUAUGGGCGAGCUAGACGAGGAUUUGGCUAGGAAAGAAUUAAUAUCCCGAUUCCAAACAUUAUCUGAUCAUAAAGUUCCUACAGAUUGGAAACUCCCCAUCCGAGUGGUAGAUUCCCAUGAGAUAAUUGAGGAAGGCCUCGAAAAUGGAAAACUGCCAGCCAUAGCUCGCGAAGUGAAAGCACAACUCAGUGUAAUAAAUGCUAGUGUUUUCAUAUACGGUUGGGUGACGGAGCAAAUGACGAUUUCCAGCAACCGAACGGUGGCAAAGCUGAUUGAGACCCUAGUGGAAGAGAAUAGGGGUAACGAUGACGAGUUAUCGGGACCCUCUGUGUGGACCUGCGAUACGGCUAGAAGUUUGAUCGGAAAAGAGCACAAUAAGAACUCUAGAGUAGCCUAG